This is a messenger RNA of Schizophyllum commune H4-8, 1488 nucleotides long. RefSeq lists its product as uncharacterized. Lineage: Eukaryota; Fungi; Basidiomycota; Agaricomycetes; Agaricales; Schizophyllaceae. The record is from RefSeq and is a predicted model, not a curated record. The transcript is spliced from 5 exons. The coding region runs from base 1 to 1488 and encodes 495 amino acids.
AUGCACGAGAUCGUGGCGGACGUCGACGCCCAUGCCGACCUCAUGGCUAUCGCUCUCACCUGUCGCUCCUUCGCCCACCUCAUCAUUCCUGGCCACCUUGAGUAUCGCGUUAUCCGCGUACGACACCCUCUUUCCUCUAUGUGGCACCACCUAGCGAAACGAAGAGACCUGGCCCGCAACAUUCGCGAAGUUCACUUCUGCGACCGCAACGACUAUUCUGAUUCCGAUCGCUGGCCUAAGCGUCUCGUAGAGGGAACGCCUACGACCGACGAAGUCACACGCAUUAAGAAUAUCUGCACGGCUCUCCAUCACAUGGAGAAGCUCGUCGUCUUCACUUGGACGGCGAUGGAGAGGCACGCAGGUCCUACUCAAUGCCCUCUCCAUGAGGAUGCAAUCUUGCACGCGCUUUGCGGCAAACCCUCAUUGCAGAGGUUGGCUGUGAUUGGGAACCUCGGUGCUCAUGCUGUUGGGACCAACCUAGACCCCAAGAGCGUCGUCUACCCCCUUUGGCGCGUCAACAACCUCACCUCCAUCGUUCUCUCCGGGGAUGCCUUCCUCAAACCUGCCAAUGGUCCCCACGUGCGCGCCAUGCUCAACCGGUCAUCUUCGACUCUCGAGCAUCUCGAAUGUCCUCUCGAGCUGCAGGUGCUCCAAGACUGCAAGUUCACCAACCUACGCCGACUGAAGCUCCGCCUCCUCUCCGGCGCCAGCGUCUCCAUCGACCGCUCCCGCAUCCAGUUCCUCGCCAACAACCCAUCCAUCGAAGAGCUCGCUUGGAUCCCGCUCGGGUGCAUUCAGAUGGCCCCGGACAUCCUUCCCAACCUGAAGAGCGUUCAGACUACCGUCGAGGUUCUGCGCUCGCUAUGCAAGUCGACAGCUCCGCGCGCGUUUGAGGUGCUCGAAGUACUAUCGCUAGACGCGGAGACGUUGAUCGAGAUGGACAACCUGGACAGAGGGGCGCUGAAGAAGUUGACAUUGUCGUGGUUCGAUACUAUGGGGCAGUUGGAGCGCAUUGCAGAGCUGUUCCCCAAUUUGACGUGGCUAAAUCUUCCGCGUAGCGGCGUGGCGACGACGCCGGACCAAUGGCUCUCCCUUCUUCCUCGCUUUCGCCACCUCGAAGUCCUUCGUGGACAGGUCCUUUGGGAAUCCGCCGGACGCACACCCGCGCGCGACGCGGCGCACAUGGCCGGUCCUAAGGAGCCUCCAAUACAGCCCUACCCCAUCGCCGGCCCGGCCACCAAGCCCUCUACGCCCGCAGAGUCCAAAGCCCGCAUGCACACCCUCAUAUGCCAACUCGCAAUAGCGUGCCCCCAUCUCAAGUUCCUCGACCACUGCGUGUACUACGACAAGCGACGAGAUUGGCAAAGGAUUGCAAUUCUGCGGAAGCUCGACGAGAAGGGCGUAUUGAACGUACGGUACGAGAUUAGGAGGCCGCAGGCAGUGAAACCUUUCACGUUCCUCGGAGGCGUUAGCGAUGCCAGCCUGUAG